This is a messenger RNA of Truncatella angustata, 693 nucleotides long. RefSeq lists its product as uncharacterized. The coding region runs from base 1 to 537 and encodes 178 amino acids. The transcript has 3 exons. The record is from RefSeq and is a predicted model, not a curated record. Lineage: Eukaryota; Fungi; Ascomycota; Sordariomycetes; Amphisphaeriales; Sporocadaceae.
AUGCAUCUAUGGGGGUCUCGUGACCUGGGAUUGAAAAUAACCAGCCAUGCAGGCCUCGGCAGUGGCCGGACAAGCGAAUACGAGCUCAGGUCGGGGCAGAGAGGGCCCAAUCACGUGCAGAAGACCGCUUUCUCGUUCAGCUUCGGAGCGGUGAGGACGUAUGGCGGGCUGCAUCAGAAACCCUCGCCACUGGGAGGCCGCGGGAGGAUUAGGACGUUCCAUUUGGAUGAGAUCGCGCCAUGUGCGUUCGAUCCCCUAGCAAUUGCGCAUGCUUGUCUGCAAGGACUUUGUGUGAGAAGCUGUCUUGAAGAUUCAAUCGACUUUCGGAACUGUUCUGGUUCUGUACCAAUAGAUAUGGGGAGUAUGGUGUUCAAGAUUGUGUUCUUCAGACGUGGCCCAGCAGGGAACAGCACUCGUCAACAUUCUGGUAUCAAUAUCUUCGUGGAAGAGGCAUUGUUAGGCCUCGAUUCUCGUUUCGAUAAGUGGGAUCUAGCUGCAAAGAAUGUGGACGGCAAGAUUGAUUAUCGAUUAUGUUAAAUGCCCGCUGCAAGCCUGACAGUACGUUUGAUUACGACCAAGCCGUCAAGGGUAUCCAUUGGGACUUGCUCUAAUGCAUGUCAGUAAGGGGGUAGGCUAGGAAUAUCUAGCUGCAUGAAGCACAGCCUCCCCGGUUAUCACCACAAGGGAACAGAC